AGUUACAGACACGGCCCCUGCUGGCGCAGCCUCUCUGAUUCUCUCUUCCUCUCUACGUCCGGCGCUGGGGUUUUUUUCAGACAAGUGCAUCUCCUAACCAGGUCACAUUUCAGCUGCGACCCACUAUCCGUCUGUCACCGGAGUCAGACCGCAGGAGGAGGGCUGAGGAAGACGACGGCGUUUGCUCCCCCAACUGCGGGGUGGGAAGAAGGACGUUAAAAUACUGCAGAAGUCAAGACCCCCACCCCCCACCUCAGGUCGAAUUCAGACCACGAUGCGCGCUCCGGACUGCGGGCGGCUGGCGCUGCCGCUGCUGCUCCUUACAGUAGCUGCCCUGGCCGAAAGCGACGCCAAAAGGCUCAAGGAGGGCGAGACCCCCGGCAAUUUCAUGGAGGACGAGCAAUGGCUGUCGUCCAUCUCGCAGUACAGCGGCAAGAUCAAGCACUGGAACCGCUUCCGAGACGAGGUAGAGGAUGACUACAUCAGGAGCUGGGAGGACAGUCAGCAAGGAGAUGAAGCCCUGGAUACCACCAAGGACCCCUGCCAGAAGGUGAAGUGCAGCCAUCACAAAGUGUGCAUUGCCCAGGGCUACCAGCGGGCAAUGUGCAUCAGCCGCAAGAAGCUGGAGCACAGGAUCAAGCAGCCUGCGCUGAAACUCCAUGGAAACAAAGACACCAUGUGUAAGCCCUGUCACAUGGCCCACCUCGCCUCCGUCUGCGGCUCUGAUGGCCACACUUACAGCUCAGUGUGUAAGCUGGAGCAGCAGGCGUGCCUGAGCAGCAAGCAGCUGACGGUGAAAUGCGAGGGCCCCUGCCCCUGCCCCACGGAGCAGGCCGCCACCUCCUCCACAGAUGGCAAACCAGAGACCUGCACGGGCCAGGACCUGGCUGACUUGGGGGAUCGGCUGCGGGACUGGUUCCAGCUCCUUCAUGAGAACUCCAAGCAGAACGGCUCAGCCAGCAGUGGGGCCCACCCGGCCAGUGGGCUGGACAAGAGCCUGGGGGCCAGCUGCAAGGACUCCAUCGGCUGGAUGUUCUCCAAGCUGGACACAAGUGCCGACCUCUUCCUGGACCAGACGGAGCUGGCUGCCGUCAACCUGGACAAGUACGAGGUCUGCAUCCGCCCCUUCUUCAACUCCUGCGACACCUACAAGGAUGGCCGUGUUUCUACCGCCGAGUGGUGCUUCUGCUUCUGGAGAGAGAAGCCCCCCUGCCUGGCAGAGCUGGAGCGUAUCCAGAUCCAGGAGGCUGCCAAGAAGAAGCCAGGAGUCUUCAUCCCGAGCUGUGACGAGGAUGGCUACUACCGGAAGAUGCAGUGCGACCAGAGCAGCGGCGACUGCUGGUGUGUGGACCAGCUGGGCCUGGAGCUGACCGGCACCCGCACGCAUGGGAGCCCUGACUGUGACGACAUCAUGGGCUUCUCAGGGGACUUCGGGAGCGGUGUCGGCUGGGAGGACGAGGAGGAGAAGGAGACAGAGGAAGCAGGCGAGGAGGCAGAAGAGGAGGGCGAGGCUGGCGAGGCGGAUGACGGAGGCUACAUCUGGUAG
Messenger RNA from Lipotes vexillifer (Yangtze River dolphin), 1546 nucleotides. RefSeq names its product SPARC (osteonectin), cwcv and kazal like domains proteoglycan 2 (gene SPOCK2). The record is from RefSeq and is a predicted model, not a curated record. The transcript has 11 exons. Bases 275 to 1546 code for a protein of 423 amino acids. Gene Ontology annotation, biological process: anatomical structure development. NCBI's taxonomy places the organism in Eukaryota, Metazoa, Chordata, Mammalia, Artiodactyla, Lipotidae. Gene Ontology annotation, molecular function: extracellular matrix binding; protein binding; calcium ion binding.